Messenger RNA from Scedosporium apiospermum, 1620 nucleotides. Its product is annotated as putative MFS sugar transporter. The transcript has 5 exons. NCBI's taxonomy places the organism in Eukaryota, Fungi, Ascomycota, Sordariomycetes, Microascales, Microascaceae. The record is from RefSeq and is a predicted model, not a curated record. Gene Ontology annotation, cellular component: membrane. The coding region runs from base 1 to 1620 and encodes 539 amino acids. Gene Ontology annotation, biological process: carbohydrate transport; transmembrane transport. Gene Ontology annotation, molecular function: carbohydrate:proton symporter activity.
AUGGUCUCGAAAACCAAAUCUGAACACCGCCGGUCGCGGACGACUCCGUACAACAGGCUAGUCACGGUAGCAGUUGCCUUUGGCUCCUUUACGUACGGAUACUGCUCCGCCAUCAUCGGUAGCACGAUCGGCCAGCCGGGAUGGUACCAAUAUUUUAAUCUGCCCAUGCAGGGCGAAGAAGGAUACGGCUCCAAGACGGCCCAGGCUAUUGCAACAGCCAAUGGACUCUACAGCGCUGGUGGUGCAGUGGGGAGUCUUUUCAUCAUGUGGGCGGCCACAGCUCUCGGGCGAAAAGUCUCAAUUCAGAUUGGUGCCGCUUGUGCUGUCCUCGGCGGUGCGCUUCAAGGUGGUGCAGCGAACUUGGCUAUGUUCCAGGUAGGAAGAGUAAUCUCGGGUCUCGGAAUCGGUAUUCUUGUCACAGCAUGUCCCAUGUACCUGUCAGAAUUGUCGCCCCCGGAUAAGAGAGGAUGGCUGGUCGGUCACCAUGCCAUCUUCCUCGUCUUUGGAUACAUGUUGUCGGGAUGGCUAGGAUACGCGUGCUACUUCGCCACGGACAAGAAUGCCUCCUUCGCGUGGCGAUUCCCGCUCUGCGUUCAGGUCUUGUCUCCACUGGUCCUCCUUAUCACGUCCAUAUGGAUCCCUCGGUCGCCUAGAUGGCUCCUCCAGAAAGGGCUUACGGAGCAAGCGUGGAAUGUACUUCGAGAUCUCCGUAGAUCUCCAGAGGACCCCGACGAUCUCGUGGCGAAAGAGGAACUCUAUCAGGUCAAGAUGCAGAUUGCCCUGGAUUCCGCCAAGCUCAAGGCCAUCAAUUGCACGCCUUGGACGGCCGUCCUGAAGAAGAAGAGCUACCGCAAGAGGAUGUUGAUCGGGUUCCUCACGCAGUGGGGUGCCGAGUUUGCAGGACCACUUGUGAUUAACAACUAUUCGGUCAUUCUCUACACCAACCUGGGCCAGACAGGCUCAAUGCCUCUUCUUCUCUCAGCGCUGUGGCUGACUACUGCCGGCGUGAUCUAUAAUCCUCUAGGAGCGUGGCUCCAUGAUAAGGUCAACUCUCGACGCUGGAUGUUCCUUGUCGGUCUUUUCGGUUGUCUGUUUACCACUGCCGGGCUUGUGGGAUGCAUCGCACAGUAUGGGGGCACGACGAAUAAAGCGGGAAAUGCCGCUGGCGUGUUUUUCGUCUUCUUGUAUUUGGCAUUCCAAGGAACGGGCUGCGAUACUACGAUGUACAUCUACGUCUCGGAAAUCUUCCCAACUGAAAUCCGCCCCAUCGGCAUGGGCUUCUCCCUGUUCGGUCAGUUUGCCGCCACGAUCAUCCUGCUGCAGACCGCGCCUAUUGGCAUCGAUCAAGUCGGUUGGAAGUAUUACCUCGUCAUCAUUGCGUGGUGCAUCGUUUUCAUCCCCAUCGUGUACUUCUACUUCCCCGAGACGGCGCGUCUUUCUCUUGAGGAGAUCUCGGCCCGCUUCGGCGAUGAUGUGGCCGUCCACGUGAAUGACGUGUCGGAGGCACAGCGCAAGGAGCUGGAUGAUUUCCUUCGGAACCAAGACGUGGCCCAUAUGAGUGCAGACGAGAAGGCCGUCGUUAAGACGACUGAGGAUACGGCACAAUCUGAUAAGAAUUGA